This is a messenger RNA of Agrilus planipennis (emerald ash borer), 1366 nucleotides long. RefSeq lists its product as uncharacterized. Lineage: Eukaryota; Metazoa; Arthropoda; Insecta; Coleoptera; Buprestidae. Bases 91 to 1344 code for a protein of 417 amino acids. The transcript has 5 exons. The record is from RefSeq and is a predicted model, not a curated record. Gene Ontology annotation, molecular function: calcium ion binding.
AAGACUUAUACUGCACCCUCUGACACUUUACGACAACACAAUAUCGAUAAAACAAACCCUAGCAACCUAAAGUGUCAAUUUGUCAAAAGAAUGAUGUCUCUUUUUAUAAUCUUAACUUUGUUAAUACAAAGUUCAUUCGCUGGUGAUCUCUUAUCGACCGAAGAUACGGAAGAAGAAAAAGAAUGGGAAACCUUACGGACAAGGACUCUUCCUCCAGUAACAGAUAAUCCUUUUUCCAAAGAUUCCAGCAGCGGCAGAGAUGAAAUUAACACCACAGAGAUCGAAGAAGCUGUUAGAGACAUUGGCUACUUUUUGAGAAAUCAUAAAUUUAACGAAUGGGACAGAAGGUAUUACAGAAAUGGGUCUUCUGGUCCUCGAGACUAUCAUAUGACGUUCCCUAGACCACCUCUUCGGUCUCUUCACUGGGAAGUACGAAAAUUCUGCGAGGAGUCCUUUGUAAUUUGUGUAAAAUAUGUGGCGCAGGAAGCCAGAAGCGCAGGACUCAAAAGACAAGACGAUUCAGUUUAUGUCACAAUCCAGCAAAAAUGGUUCGAGUCAAACUAUUCUGAGCAAGUUAAUGCAAUAGAUUCGCACUGUAGGGCGCUGAAAAGUAGGGACGACAUCACCGGGAGACCCUUUCAAGGACCAAUUGAGAGAUAUCAGUGGAGAGUUACAGCGACCUACUAUAUGUGCUGGUAUACAUUAAACGAAGUACCAUUUUUGCGUCAUUUUAACGAAACAUGCGACAAUUCCGCGAACUGUAUUGGCCAAUUGUCUGGUUUGUACAAUAAUGAUCCACGAGCGAAGGAUGAGCAGCCUUUCGCGUGUGCUCUCUACAGCUUCUGCCCCGAUAUGUGCUGUACUUUGCCGGUUACAAACGACACGAAAUCCUGCUGGGAGCAAAGAAAGGAUAAUCCCUGUUUCGAAGGUAAUCCUGCCGGUCAGCGCGAUUGUUCGAUGGAACUCUGGCGGAAUACCGACUUUAACGACAUUGUCCUCAACCGAUGGAACGUGACCUGUAAAUGCCCACGAGAGGGAGUCGAGUGGAAUUCCCGGUUUGGUAUGUGCAUAGACGUCGACGAGUGUCUCUUAGGGUUGCACAAUUGCAGCCUCGGAACACAGGAAUGUAUAAACUUGGUCGGUUCGUUCAGAUGUGUCUGCAGGUGGGGUUACAUCUGGGACAAAGUUUCCCAGGGAUGCACCGAGAGCAAGGCUGUAAGGCUGAUUACAUACAGAAAACAGGAGGACGACAGCAAAAAGUCCACGUCGGAGACUGAAACGUCUUUUAUUAAAAGAAUUCUCAGGAUGUUUCAAGGACCAAAGAAACAGCCAAACAGACAGUAACGUACCACUGAUGAAUCUCAAU